UGUGUGUGGGGUUAUGCUCAGAAAAAAAAAAAGGGUGAUUCUUAGCUAUACUUCAUUCAAUUCUUAUAGCUGCUCAUUCUGACUAUAAAGCCAACUACUCCAUCAUUUUUCACCUCUUCAAUAGUACUAGUAGUAUAUACUACUAACAUUUUCAUAUUCAUAUAAUUAUUAUAAUAUUUUACUAUAUAGUUUUCUUAUUUCAUUCCCUCUCACUUCUUCUAUCUCUAAAGUCUAAUAUAUCUUCCUUUCAAUAUUUUCCAACAUACCAUUAUUUGAUCUGCUUAAAGUUGCACAACAUUGAAACAAAAUGAAGAAGUUUGUGCUCAAGUUAGAGUUACAGGAUGACAAGGAUAAGAAGAAAGCACUCAAAACAGUUUCAACUCUUUCAGGGAUUGAUGCCAUCUCAAUGGACAUGAAAGAAAAGAAAUUGACAGUGAUAGGAACAGUAGAUCCAGUAAAUGUGGUGAGCAAAUUGAGAAAAUUUUGGCACACAGAAAUAAUAGCUGUUGGACCAGCAAAAGAGCCUGAAAAGAAGAAAGAAGAACCCAAGAAAGAGGGAGAAAAGAAAGAAGAAGGAAAGAAAGAAGAGGGAAAGAAAGAAGAAGAGAAGAAAAAAGAGGCACCCCCACAACCAGAUCCUAUUCAAGAAUGGGUUAGGAAUUAUAGGGCAUAUAAUCCCUACAUGACAACACAUUACCAUGUUCAAAGCAUGGAAGAGAAUCCUAAUGCAUGUGUCAUUUGUUAAAUAGCAAAAUGUCCAAAAAAGAGGGAAAUAUAUAAAAGUUUCUAAGUAUAUGUUAAUGGAUUUAAUUAUCUUUCCUCACAUAGUUUCAUAUAGGUGGCCACAUGCAACAAUGUAGGAGCUCUUGUAUAUAAUAUGGUGAUGCCUUGUUGAAACAUUAUUAAUAUUAAUGUGUAGAGAGAAAGAAUAAAAUUUUGGGGAUUUUGGUUUUGAAAAAAAAA
Messenger RNA from Trifolium pratense (red clover), 963 nucleotides. RefSeq names its product heavy metal-associated isoprenylated plant protein 39-like. Gene Ontology annotation, molecular function: metal ion binding. The record is from RefSeq and is a predicted model, not a curated record. The transcript is spliced from 3 exons. The coding region runs from base 308 to 745 and encodes 145 amino acids. NCBI's taxonomy places the organism in Eukaryota, Viridiplantae, Streptophyta, Magnoliopsida, Fabales, Fabaceae.